AUCCAUAACACAAAAUAACCACACGCAAACAACAACAGGAAAGCUGCCAGGAAAACAAAGAAGAUCAGAACACAAAGUGUAACCUCCGGCGAUUGUGAGGGCGGCAAGCGCCGAAGAGUGCGACGGCGGCGAGUGUUCGUCGGCGACUGCGAGGGCAGUGAGCACAAUUGAUUGCGAGGGUCCGGGAGCGCCAGUGACUGCGAGGCGGUGACCACUGGUGACUGCGAGUGCGGUGAGUGCCGGUGACAGCGAAGGCGGCAAUCGCUGGUGAGUGCGACGUGAGAUCUUACUCGAUUUUAACAACACUGCCCAUGGAUGCUACGAUUCAACCCACGAUUCGGUGUGAUUCGAAGAGAUUCAUGCGAUUCGGAUGAUAGUUUUCAAGCGAUUCGUAUCGUGGAGGAGGAGAAUCAUAUCGUAUCGUAUUUGUAUCAACCACAAUGGUGUACUGCAGUCACUGUGCCAAAAAUGUAGCUGGGGAGCGACUGGAUGACGGUUUCUUAUGUUGUGGAAGCUGUGGGAGGGUGUUGGAAGAUUACUUUUUUGCUGAGGAGCCUACAUUUGUCAAGAAUGCGGCAGGGCAGAGUAAAUUAUCAGGUAAUUACGUAAGAACAGUUCAAAGCGAGUUCUCUGAGUCACGUCAAAGGACUUUAGAUAGAGCUCAUGAUGAGAUUAAAUAUCUAAGUUUGGGCCUUGGAGUUCAGGAUGAACAUAUGGCUGACCAAGCACUGACCUUUUAUAAAAUAGCGCUUGAGCGAAACUUCACUCGUGGACGUAAAUCAGAGCAAGUACAGGCUGCUUGUCUUUAUAUUGCAUUUCGUCACAACAACAAGCCGUACCUUCUUAUUGAUUUUUCAAAUUAUUUAAGAAUAGAUGUCUAUGUUCUAGGAUCGGUUUUCUUGCAGCUUUGUGAAGUGCUGAGGCUUGGAGAGCACCCAAUUGUUCAAAAGCCUAUUGAUCCUAGUCUUUUUAUUCAUAGAUUUACUAAAAAUUUGAUUAAGCGAGGGAGUAAGGCAGUCUCUGAUACUGCUCUGACCAUUGUUGCAAGUAUGAAACGAGACUGGAUGCAGACAGGGAGGAAACCUAGUGGUCUAUGCGGUGCGGCAUUAUACAUUUCUGCUCUUGCACAUGGAAUUAAAUGCUCUAAACCCGAUAUUCUUAGAAUCGUCCAUGUAUGUGAAGCAACAUUGACCAAACGAUUGGUGGAAUUUGAGAAUACGAAAUGUUCUAGCUUGACAGUUGAGGAGUUGGAUACCAUGGCAAAGGAGCAAGAAAAUAAUCCAACAGUAAUGCCAGAAGGUGAAUUGAAAGCGGGUAUUUCGUCGAAAGAUCUGCUGUGUGAGCACAAGGACAGUGGGGCUUCCCAUUUUGCGCUUGGAUUGUGUGAAGCAUGCUAUAAGGAUUUCGAUAAGCUCUCUGGUGGACUUGGUGGUGGUUUGGAUCCUCCUGCGUUCCAGCGUGCUGAGAGGGAAAGAGAGAAAAGAGCACUUCUCGAAGAGAGUGUUGAUGAAGCAUGUGAUUUGGCGAAUGCAUCAAAUGAUCAGUUUAAGAGCCAUAGAGAAGAUUUGCCUGUGCCAGAAGGGGCUAAUGUUGCGCAUGAGUCCACUAAAGAUGGUGAAUAUGAUGAUUCAUUUAGAGAAGAUGAAUCAGAAACUUUAUCUGAUAUUGAUGACGAAGACGUUGAUUUAUACAUUCAUGAUGAGGAGGGGAGGAAGAUCAAGAAGAUACUAUGGGAAGCAGCAAAUCGGGAGUAUCUUGAGGAGCAGGCAGCCAAGGAAGCAAUUGCAGCAGCUAAUAAGAAAGCUUUUGAGGCAAAUUUUGAAAACUGUUCAGAGGAUUUACUUGCGGCAAGAGAACUCGCUGCAUCUGCUUCUGAAGCCGUGGCAAAAUCCAGAAAGGAAAUGAAACAGAGACGAGCCAAUGAGGCAAAAAAUAUGGGGCCAGCUCAAUCUGCUGCAGAGGCCUUCGGCCAAAUGUCUAAAAAAAGGCAAUUGCAGAGUCUGAAAUCUAAAGUCAAUUUUGAUCGACUGGGAGAAUUAUUUAAUGAACUGGAAAAAACGGAUGAUCCCAAGAAAGAGAAGAAAGCACGAUUUGAUUCACUCCUAGAUAAUGAUGACAAGAUAAAGUCAUUUGAGCAUAAUGAUGACAAGAUAAAGUCAUUUGAGUACAAAAAUGACGACGAGAUUGGAUCGGUGGAUGAAUUUGAAGAUGAUAUGGGAGAGAUGUAUCAAAGUGGGUUGUCUACUGAGAAUAUUGCAGAUACAUAUUUCCCUGAGGAUGAUGGAUAUGGCUAUAACGAUUAUGAUUAUUAAUGAAAGAUGACAGAUGAUCUUUCUGAUUUGAUUAUCUGAUUUUUUUA
Vigna unguiculata (cowpea) is the source of this 2359-nucleotide messenger RNA. Its product is annotated as Cyclin/Brf1-like TBP-binding protein. Lineage: Eukaryota; Viridiplantae; Streptophyta; Magnoliopsida; Fabales; Fabaceae. Gene Ontology annotation, molecular function: RNA polymerase III general transcription initiation factor activity; TBP-class protein binding; RNA polymerase III type 3 promoter sequence-specific DNA binding. The record is from RefSeq and is a predicted model, not a curated record. Gene Ontology annotation, biological process: transcription by RNA polymerase III; transcription preinitiation complex assembly; DNA-templated transcription initiation. Gene Ontology annotation, cellular component: nucleus; transcription factor TFIIIB complex; transcription preinitiation complex.